AUGAGCCACCAGGAGACUCAAAACAUCUUCAAUGGGUGCCACGCACUGGGCCCGUGGAAGACUCCGUACGACUAUGUCCCUUGGAAGGCCGCGGGCGUUGUGUUCGUUCUCUUUUUUGGUCUUUCGGGGGUUGGCCACAUGGUCCAGUUUUGCUGGAAGCGGACAUGGUGGUGCUCUGUGUUCACUAUUGGAUGUUUGGGGGAAUUCAUUGGCUGGGGAGCUCGACUCACGUCGGCACAUUGCCCUUACAAUUCGACCGCAUACCUGAUUCAGAUAUCCACCCUCAUCAUCUCCCCCGUCUUUUUCACCGCAGGCCUCUAUAUCCUUCUGGGUCGCUUGAUCAUGGUGGCGGGGAGGGAAAGUUCCUACCUCUCACCCAAGGCGUAUCUUUGGAUUUUCUGCGUCGCGGACGUGAUCUCUCUGCUGAUGCAGGCCGCCGGUGGUGGGCUGGCCUCAAUUGAGUCCAGCGCACGGAAGUCCACGGCUCUCGGCUCCAACCUAAUGCUGGCCGGCAUUAUAUUCCAGAUGUUUUCCAUCACCAUAUUCGUCAUCUGCGCUAUUGACUUCGUCCGCCGCACCUCGCGCUGCCACCUCAUCGACCCGCAUCGGAAGUCACUGACUCCUAUGCUAUGUGCCAUGUUCUUCUCGUUGACUUGUAUCUACGUCCGGAGUAUCUAUCGUGUUGUUGAGCUGGCUCAGGGUUGGGCUGGUUUCCUGAUCACCCACCAGAUCUAUUUUGUGAUUCUUGAUGGAAUGAUGAUGGCACUCGCGGUGGGGGUCUUUAACUUCGUUCAUCCUGGAUGGAUGCUCUCCCCCAAGAGCGAUUUCGAAAUGCCCAAGGAGGUGUCGACUGUAUCGCUGAACACGUCUUCCAACGUAUCUUACGCCACUAACCCAGCGUACGCACCGACUUGGAAUCCUGCCCACCAGAACACGAAGUCUCAGUUGACCCCGGUACGGUACACUUGA
Molecule: messenger RNA, 969 nt
Organism: Penicillium riverlandense
Lineage: Eukaryota; Fungi; Ascomycota; Eurotiomycetes; Eurotiales; Aspergillaceae
Product: RTA1 domain-containing protein
Exons: 3
Coding region: 1-969 (322 amino acids)
Cellular component (GO): fungal-type vacuole; plasma membrane
Source: RefSeq, a predicted model, not a curated record